This is a messenger RNA of Eurytemora carolleeae, 3793 nucleotides long. It is a transcript of the gene TBCD, whose product is annotated as tubulin-specific chaperone D. Lineage: Eukaryota; Metazoa; Arthropoda; Copepoda; Calanoida; Temoridae. Gene Ontology annotation, biological process: tubulin complex assembly; adherens junction assembly; bicellular tight junction assembly. The record is from RefSeq and is a predicted model, not a curated record. Gene Ontology annotation, molecular function: GTPase activator activity; beta-tubulin binding. The transcript has 22 exons. Gene Ontology annotation, cellular component: lateral plasma membrane. Bases 2 to 3460 code for a protein of 1152 amino acids.
AAUGGUUUCAGGAGACACUACUGAGGAUGAGAAUAUAGGGUUGGGAUGUGCCCUGGAUAAAUUCGGGGAUCUGGAGGAGAUCAAUAAGAUGAUGGGAGCUGCGUGGGAACAUCUUGAGAAUGAACGGGACGAGGAGCAGAUCCUUGAAAGAUGGAAGUAUGUACUUGAUCUGUACCAGGAGCAACCUCAUCUCAUAGAUCCUCACCUAGACACUAUCCUAGGAAAUCUUGUAAAGAUGAUCAGGAAGCAUACAACAAAUCCACAAUUAUAUAUCACCACUCGACUUCUAUUCCAUCUUACAAAGGUUCGAGGUUACAAGAUUGUGGUUCGGCAUUUCCCUCACGAGGUUGAUGACCUGGAGUUCGUGGUUUCUCUUCUCCAGGCCCAGGAUGAGAAGAACACAGAAACCUGGGAAACAAGAUACGUUCUUCUUCUUUGGCUUUCGAUUAUCGUCAUCAUUCCCUUUAACAUGUCGAGGUUUGACAGUGGAAACCAGGAACCUUUGUCAGAAAGAAUACUCACACUCUGUAAAGUUCAUCUGACGUCUCGAGAUAAGUCCCGAGACGCCGCAAGCUAUCUCGCUUCCAAGUUUUUGACAAGACCUGAUACAAGGGAUACGUCUCUACCUGCAUUCCUAGACUGGGCUCUCGUCACAGCAACCAAAGAUGGGGCCCGGGAACCUGAUAUAACCGGUGGAUUGAUGGCUCUUUCUUCUGUUGUAAAACACUCAAAAAGAGAGGAUUUACUUGAGUUUGCUCCCGCAGUUCUCACUCGGAUUAUAAAAUCUGGGUUUAAGGAGCACACAAACACGUUCAUCAGGAAACUAUCGUUAAAACUUAUCCAAAGAUUAGGAUUAGUCUUUCUCAAGUCUAAAAUAGCAACCUGGAGAUAUCAGAGGGGCUCCAGAUCCCUAACUAUCAAUCUAAACCUAGCUCCUGUUCAACCUGUUCCCGGAGUUAAAGAAGUGGAUCUUGAGGAGGAGGAUUAUGAUGUCCCGGAGAUAGUUGAGGAAGUUAUUGAUGAGCUCCUCAAUGGAUUGAAGGACAGAGAAACUGUCGUUAGAUGGACUGCCGCUAAAGGUAUCGGCCGUGUAACAGGACGCCUAGCGCAAGAGCUGGCAGACGAAGUGGUUGGAUCUCUCCUGGAGCUGUUCAGUGAUAGAGAGACAGAUUCGGCCUGGCAUGGAGGAUGUUUAGCUGUAGCGGAGUUAGGACGAAGAGGACUACUCCUACCAAUCAGGCUUGGAAAGGUUGUUGAGUUUAUUAUAAAAGCUCUUGUCUACGAUGAGAAGCGAGGAAGUUUCUCUGUUGGAUCUCAUAUAAGAGAUGCUGCAUGCUAUGUUUGCUGGGCCUUUGCGCGAGCAUAUGCACCAGAAGUUCUUCAACCCUUUGUUCAGGAUCUGGCUAGUAGCCUUCUUAUUGUUACAGUCUUUGACAGGGAAGUCAACUGCAGAAGAGCAGCAUCGGCAGCUUUCCAAGAGAACGUUGGACGUCAAGGAACCUUUCCUCAUGGAAUUGAUAUUCUAACUGCUGCUGACUACUUCACAGUUGGACAGAGAUCGAAUGCGUAUCUGGUAAUAAGUGAGUAUGUUGCCAGGUUCGGAGAAUAUAGUAAACCUUUAAUCUCCCACCUGGUAGAGAGGAAGGUGGGACACUGGGAUGCAGCUGUACGAGAGCUUGCUGCUAAAGCUCUGAACAGGUUGACCCACUGUGACCAAUUGUAUAUGCUGAGCUAUGGUUUGCCAAGUCUGCUAGAUAUGUGCGUAUCCUCAGAUCUGUUUUCAUCUCAUGGAGCUACUUUAGCUGUCGGUCAGACUGUCUUGGCGCUAAGUCAAAUUGCUCUCAAGGAUGGUUUGAGUGUAAAUAAGAUACUAGGAGAUGAUCUGACCGAGAAGAUCGCAACUUUGAUGGAUCGGUUAAUCCUGAAAAACAAGCUGCGUGGUCUAGGAGGAGAACUAAUGCGCCAAGCUGCUUCAGAUUUUAUUGAAAACUCUUCAAUGGCUGGACUACCAUUGCCUCCUUCUGCAGUCACCACCUGGAAAACUGUUUUAGAUGAAAACCUUAGUGAUAUGGACCAGAGAGUACAGAGUGCAUCCGUUUCAGCUAUACCUGCCUUCACUUCUCAAUACUAUAUAAAUAAUGGUAUUCUGGACCUAAAUGCCAGGGAUACCAUACUCACUCAGUAUUUUACCAUGCUCAAAGGGAAUGAACAGCAUCGUAAAGGAUUCUCCCUGGCUCUUGGAGCCUUGAACACUAAACUCAUUCUUGGUAGACAAGAAGAUAUCAUCAACAAUCUUAUCAGAUGUUCUAGGAUAACUGAAGGAACAGAAAAAUGGGCGGAGGGGAGAAGAGACGCUCUGAAAGCUUUAACCAGUGUUGGAACUAAACUAGAUAGAUAUAUCAGUAAUGAACUAAUUCAUCAUAUUUACGACUGCUUCAUGAUCUCUCUCGAGGACUACACUGUGGACAGACGGGGUGACGUCGGAGCUUGGGUGAGAGAAGCUGCUUUGACCGGAAUAGAGUUGUUUACUCUUAAACUUCUGAGUUGGGACAGCAGCAAGAUACCACCAUCUAUUGUUGGACAGUUUAUGCCCUGCCUAGCCCAGCAGGCGGUAGAGAAGAUAGAUAGAACCCGAGGUCAUGCAGGACGGAUAUUCCAUACUAUCCUUCACGCUAAAUCCUCCGAGGGUAAUACAGUCCCAGGAAUUCGAGUCCGGGAACAGCUUCUUGAAAUAUUCCCGGAGAACUGUGACGUCAAGUGGGCCGUGGAAUCAGAAACCUUCCCAAUGUUUGUUAAAAUGCUAAGGUUGAAGGAGUAUUCGGAGAGGAUGCUUCUUGGUCUUGUUGUCAGUGUUGGUGGGCUCACGGAGAGAUUAGUUAAAAAUUCGAGUCAAAGUUUGUUCAAUGAACUAAACUCAAUGAGUUCAGAAGAAAUAAAGUUGUUCUGUUCAAAUAUUUUGAGUCUUUUCAAUGCAUUUCAAAAAAAUGACCGAGUCACUUUACCGUUUCUCAAGUUCCUAGAUCAAGUAUUUACCUCCUCCUGUCUGGACUCUGUACUGCAGGAUCCUAACUCCGGGUUCCCUCUCGACCUUCUCCUCCUCUGUAAGAACGAACUUGUCAAGUGUGGAGAUCCGAACAAGCUGAUGGCAAGCAGUGAGGUCUUCUGUCAACUUCUCCAGGCUGAGAACCCGCAGUGUCCUCGGAAAUGUUUGGUUCAGAUCGCCAUAUUUCUCUGCCAUCGGUUCCCCAGGGUUAGAAAGUACUCUGCGGAUAAACUUUAUGAAGCUUUGCUAACGUUUGCCGACAGGGAGAUAGUUCCAGAGGAGAACCUGGAUGAAGUAAUGAACCUGCUAAGUGAGACGAACUGGAUAGAGACGAGUAUAGAUGAGCUGCGAGGUAUACGGAACAAGAUCUGUGAGCUGUCAGGAGUGCCUGCUCCAGCAAUAAAGAAACAACCAUGAAAUCCUUUUAUUUAAGCUUUGUUCCGCAUCUGCUUUAUAUAUUUAUGCAUCAUCUGUGCACUGCACAGUUUGUAGUUCCAGUUCAUACAAGUAUGCAGUGUACAGUGUACACGUACAGUUCACUAUACACGUACAAUACACUGUACAGUGUACAUGCAUUAUGCAGUCGCCUAAUAACAUCAGUUCUGUGUUAACAUUAAGUUGUCCCAAAAUUUGCACUAAUCCCGUUAUCACACACACACUUUCCAUUUCCAGUCCUUGUUUACUGUAAUACUAAACACUGUUAAUAUUCACAUAUGCAUUUAAUACCGAUAAUACAUUCAUUAAGCACAA